This is a messenger RNA of Aspergillus tanneri, 402 nucleotides long. RefSeq lists its product as uncharacterized. The transcript is spliced from 2 exons. The record is from RefSeq and is a predicted model, not a curated record. Bases 1 to 402 code for a protein of 133 amino acids. Lineage: Eukaryota; Fungi; Ascomycota; Eurotiomycetes; Eurotiales; Aspergillaceae.
AUGUCUGACGUUGUCUUGCUUACAGGCGCAAAUCAAGGAGUGGAAUAUGCCAUCCUCCGGGUCGCCAGUGUGCGAGAGCCUCCCGCAGUCUACAUAUUCUGCAGUCGUGACUUUGAGGCUGGAAACAAGGCUAAGCAGGAGCUGCAGAUGGAAGGCGUCCAAGAAACGAUUGAUAGUAUUCGACUGGAUGUCACCAAUGAUGAGCAGAUUCUAUUCCUUCACACCAGGUCUACUCAAGACGGGAUUUACUAUAGCCUGGCGGGGAUUAAUCCGAAAGAUGAUGCGCAAGCUGUUGUUAGACUAAUUUUAGACGAGGAGGGAAAGGAUAGAGUGAUAGUCAGUUGGGAAUUGUACACGACUUACCAGGAUCUGAUGCAAGUCAUCAUUGGUGGGGGAAUUUAG